UUCUGUAACCGGAAAAGACGCUUGCCAUAGACGCAGUAACGGUUUUUCUUGAAACGAGUUCCCCAAUUCUCAUUUAUAUAUUCCCUAAAUGCAGCAUGACGUAACAGCAGAGUCUAAUUUCCAUGGAUAAACACAAAUAAGCUGCGGGACACAGGAAGCUAAUUCUUCUCAAGAUGUUUUUAUCCAUGAGCUCCAUAAGAAGAUGAAGAGGCUUUUUAUCUUUCUUCUCAUCUGUCACAUUGCAUCUCUGGAACCACAUUCCCUGUGGUAUAUCCUCUCUGCCACCACAGGAAUCUCAGAUUUUCCAGAGUUUUUGGGAUCUGGAGUAGUUGAUGGCGUAGUAGUGGGGUAUUGUGACAACAGCUUAAAGUAUACGAUACCCAAAACACACUGGAUGAGUAAACUAUUUGAAGAGGAUCCUCAACAUGUGCAGUGGUUGAAUAACAAGUGCUUGUUAAACCGCUUGGACUUUAAAGCGACAAUUAUAACCUUGAAACAGCGCUUCAACCAGUCAGAGGCUGUCCACAUUUUUCAGAGGUCAAAUGGAUGCUUUUGGGACGAUGAAACUGGAGAAUUUGAUGGCUUUAAUGAAUACGGUUAUGAUGGAGAAGACCUCAUAAGAUUCGACCUGAAAACCUUGACAUGGAUCAGUCCAAGACGUCAGACUGUCAUUAACAAACACAACUGGGACAGUGAUGGAAAUAAUCUGUUUUGGAAGCAUGCUUUGACUGAGGACUGCUUACGUUUUCUUAAGCUGUAUUUGAAUUAUGGGAAAAGUUCCUUACAGACAACAGUUCACCCCUCAGUGUCUCUCCUCCAGAAGAGUCCCUCCUCUGCAGUCACCUGCCAUGCUACAGGCUUCUACCCUGAAAGAGCCGCAGUGUUUUGGAGGAAAGAUGGACAGGAACUCCAUGAAGGCGUGGAGAAAGGAGAAAUCCUCCCUAACAAUGAUGGGACCUUCCAGAUGAGUGUUGAUCUCAACAUUUCUCCACCUGAGGACUGGGCGAGGUACGACUGUGUGUUUCAGUUUACUGGAGCUGAGGACAAAAUCCUGAUCAAGCUGGAUAAAGAAGUAAUCAAGACCAACCGGGAUGAGUCAUCACAGAUAAGAAUCAUCGUCAUUGCUGUCGUUUCUGUUGCGAUUGCCAUCAUCAUCAUCAUCGCUUUAGCAUUUACUGCCUACAAGAAGAGAAAUGAAAGACCACUUAACCUUGAAAGACCACUCACCCCUGACUCUGAAAACAUGUCUCUCUGAGAAACUGACUUGAGAAUCAAAACGGAGAAAUGCAGCAUCCUGCUCUGACUUUGGUCUUCUAAUGGGAUUGUGGGUAUUUAAGCUUUUAUGAAAUCAAAAAGAAUAAGUUAGGCUUUAUCAAACUAGUACUAGCCAUCCAUUUAAUUUGUACAAAUAAAAUCUCUCUAAGGAUGAAUUCCUACAUAAAUUAUGUUUUUGUUCUUUUGAAAACGAUUUUAUACUGUAUUGUAUUUAUUACCUAUACAUACUACGAGCUACAUUAACUGGCAGCAGUUGAUAAGGAUGAGUAAAUAGCCUUAACAUCAUUGUAUCUUUUGUUGGAGAAGCAUAAUUUGCACCGAAAGCUUUAAAAAGGCCCAUUUUAAUUGGAUGUACAUUUCUUUCAGCAUUUCUUUUUAUCCAAUAGAUGUAAAUAAACAUAAAUUUUAGUUUGUGGAUGUUAGUGUAACAUGUACUAACAUAUAUAACUGUGUUAGUGAAUGCAAAUUUAAAUACCUAUUUAAAUGUGCAUUGAGUCUAAAUUAAUAGACAUGCAGCAAAACUUUAUUGCUAAAAACCCAGGUUUCAAAAGCAUGCUGAAAAUAACAACCAACACAGGAGUGGUGUUAACUUUUGGAGAAGUAAUAUGUGAAAUAAUAUGUUUAAUGGUAAGCACAUUUUACCUAUGACACAUAUCUGUAUUCAUGCAGACCUAAUAUUGAUACUCAGUUGCUUUAAACUUAACAUUCCCAAAAGUUUACAUGCUAACAAUCAAAUUCAAUAAAUUAUACCAGUUUUUUGUGGGAGUUUAAAAGAAAUCAGAUAAGUUACAGUUAACUGCUUUCUAUUUAACCACUUAUGAUCGUGUGAAAGUUUGCUACAGGCAGAUGUGGGGCCAGCUGUUAUUUUUCAGGUACAACAAAGAGGAGCAGAAAAAUGUAAUCAUAACUUUAUGCUUUCUGUCACUUAAUUUUUCUUUAACUAAUAGAAAGAAAAAUGUAUAUCCAAAAUAAAAGCACAGAUGUGUUUAAUUUCUUUCAGUGUUUUCUAAAUGAGGAAAUACUCUGUCAAAUUUUCACAAAUUAUUCUGACAAAUUAUGCUGGAUAACUGCGAUAAUGAGAAUGUUGUGAAAUAUCCUUUGUUACGUUGUUGGAUUCUGUUGAUUAUAAUCUGUCCUAUUGAGUUCUAUGUGUGUAUAACUUCUAGUUAGCAGCUCUGUUUAUCUUGUAUGUAUCACAGCCAUUGUUAUGUUUGCAAUGCUUUGAAGUAAUGUUUUUACAUAAAGAAGUCUGUCUCCUAAGUCUGUUUCAACAGAACAAGGAAGAAUUUCUAAUAUGCAUAAUGUUUAGUAAAAGUCUAUGUAAUUUAAAUGCAAUGUUCUGACACAUUUUUGCUGCUUAAUUUGACAUUGAUGUUUCAGUGGCGUCAUAGUGAGAACUAUUUCCAAAAUGGAAAUUUAUGAGAAAUGUACAGCAACUGUAAACCUAAAUCGAGCUGAUACCUAUCUUUAAUUAAAUAUUAUCUACAAACCA
Molecule: messenger RNA, 2767 nt
Organism: Xiphophorus hellerii (green swordtail)
Lineage: Eukaryota; Metazoa; Chordata; Actinopteri; Cyprinodontiformes; Poeciliidae
Product: major histocompatibility complex class I-related gene protein-like
Exons: 11
Coding region: 203-1255 (350 amino acids)
Biological process (GO): immune response
Cellular component (GO): external side of plasma membrane
Source: RefSeq, a predicted model, not a curated record